Molecule: messenger RNA, 1780 nt
Organism: Hypanus sabinus (Atlantic stingray)
Lineage: Eukaryota; Metazoa; Chordata; Chondrichthyes; Myliobatiformes; Dasyatidae
Product: transmembrane protein 154-like
Exons: 6
Coding region: 96-755 (219 amino acids)
Source: RefSeq, a predicted model, not a curated record
AACACUCACAGGAAACAGGAAAUGGCAACGUUCCUCUGAGUGUGAGAGGAAAUCAGAGCACAAUGAAACUGAACGCACAUUUACUGUAAAGUAACAUGAACCAGCAGAACUCAAGGUUGUGUUUGAUGGUGACGGUGGUCCUCUUAUUUUCUGGCAAAGGUUAUUCGUUGCGAAAAACUGAAACAGCCACACCAGUGACCCAUACAAAUCAGUCUGCUGAAAAUGCAACCGAUGUAUUUGUUCCAUCAUAUGCAACCUUUACACAUCAUGGUCUCCAUACCAAGUCUCCGACAUCACAGCCACGCAAGGCGAUGUCAACAACAAUUUCUCAUAAUUCAUCAGCAUCGAUGAUUCUGGAGGAUGCCCAUGAGGGAAAUAUCGCAAACGCCAACACCAAGGCAAAUGAACUUUUGAAAGGAACCAGAAAUUCUACAUAUGAAUUGAUGGCUUCAUUACCUUCUGAGAAUACCUUGCAGCCCUUAGCGAAGAACAAGAAACUAAUUGGGAUGAUUCUGCUUCCAAUUCUGAUCCUUUUCCUGCUUGGUUUAAUUAUUGCCAUUCUGUUGAAUUGCUAUCGUGGUAAAAAAAGGAUAAAAGAUGAAGUUAAUUGUGAAAGUCCAGCAAGCCCUAUAUUCGAGGAAGAUGUAGCUUCUGUGAUGGAAGUUGAAAUGGAAGAAGUCAGCAAGUGGAUGGGGAGCAUGAAAGAAAAAUCUCAACAAGGAAAUUCAGUAGACACCAGCAAAGAGAAAAAUUAAAAUACAGUGAUGUGGAACAGGUCCGAGCAGCUCUUUUGGAAUUUAAAAUAAAUAGAGUUAUGUGGCAUAGAAACAAUCUGUUCAGCCCAACUGAUGGCGGUCAAGAUUGCACCUGCGCACAAUGCUCCUUCGGUCGACAACUUCUGGAUAGAUCAUGAAAUGAUAUAUUUCACUUCUUUUAUGUCUUUUACAUUUGUUUUUCAUCUUGAAUGUGAACCUGGGGCUGUCGGAGCCUGUGAUUUGCUGUCUGGAGAUCGUUUGGGUCUUCCGGCACUCUACAGUCUCCAAGAGGAUUACAGGAGGCAGAGGUGGCGAGUGCGGACAGGCUCCAGGAUGGGACAUGAGCUGAUGUUCGACUCCAUUUUGCUGAUUAAAGCCUCCAUUAUUCACCGAUUAAAGCGACGGGGAGAUUGAAACAUAGAGGAGAAUGCGGAAGUUUGGAGAUUGUUUGGGUUCUUCAGCGCUCUGUUGUCUCCGAGAGGAUUCAGGGAGACAGAGGCAGUCUGCAUGAACCUUGUUACGGGCAGGCUGUGGGACGGGACACGAGCAAACGUUCGACUCCAAUUUGCCAAUUAAAGCUUCCAUUGUUCACCGAUUAAAGUGACAAGGGAGAUUGAAGUAUUGAGGCGAGUGCAGAGGGUGAACACCGACUGCCUAAUGCUGAGAGUUGCUCUGCUAUGCCACUGGAGAGGGGAGGACCUAAUACUGUGUCCAGAGAACGUCACCCAGGUUUUCUGCAUUUCCGAUGUGUACUUGGACUAUAGUCUUUUUUUGCAGUCUUAUAUAUUUUUUUUAGAUUUUGUGGGUUUUUUGCCCAAUUUUUCUACUUAUUUUUGUUUGUGGGGAGGGGGAUUUGGGGGGGGAGGUGAUAUGCCUGUUCCAUUUUUGUUCAUUUUUUUUGUGUGGGGAGGGGUUUUUGGUGUUGAUGUGUGUCCUGCCUUUCUUUUCUUUCUUGUUUCAUGGCUACCCAGAGAAGAAGAAUUUCAGAGUUGUAUUUUUUGAUAAUAAAUGAACUUUUGAACUCA